Messenger RNA from Oikopleura dioica, 519 nucleotides. Lineage: Eukaryota; Metazoa; Chordata; Appendicularia; Copelata; Oikopleuridae. The record is from the annotation of a GenBank genome assembly.
AUGAAAUUGUUCUUCUUCGGCCUGGCGACUUUGGCGGCGGCUUCUGGCGAGUGCGAAGUCUGCGAGACUUUCCUCGGCAAGGUCGAGAAGGUGCUCACCGACGAGAACAUCAGUGACAAGGGCGAAAUCGAGAAGAAGCUCCGAGCCAUGUGCAAGGAAGCCAAAGAGCAGGACAACAGAUUCUGCUAUUACACGGGACUCACGCCAGACGCUGCAACCACCAUGCACAAGUCAAUCGUGGAUCCAAUGUCGUUCAAAAAGCCGGUUCAAAAAAUCUGCGCGACGCUGAAAAAGAAGGACGCUCAAAUCUGCGAUCUCAAAUACCCGAAGCCAUACGAUUACAGCGCCAUCAACUGGCAAAAGAUCAAGGUGAAAGAGUUGAAGAAGAUUCUGACGACUUGGGGCGAAGUGUGCAAAAACUGCCUGGAAAAGGACGAGUUCGUCUCGCGCGUCAAGGAGCUGAUGCCCAAGUAUGUGCCCAAAGAGAACUGGCCGGCUGGCGUCAAAGACGAACUGUAG